AUGUCCUCCCCAACCCACGGUCGUGGCGCCCGCCCCGACUCCCCCACCCCGCCCUCCCUUCUAAACUCCCCACCAGCCCAUCCUCCCCCAUCCUCACCCCUCCCCCUCCUACCCCCCUUCCGCGUCUCCUCAGGGUCAGGCAGCACGACGAUAGCCUCCAAACCAACAGCAGUCGAAACCGCCCGCCAACAAGGCGUGCUGCUCGGUGUCUUGUCAAGCGUUUGUAGAGUGACCGACCAGCUGUACCAAGACCUCCGGUUUCCCGAGAAAAAGUUUGGCAAAGAUCCGGUGCAUGCGUCGAGAGAGCAGCUGGAGGCAACAAGAAAGAGGGUGAGGAGGGCGUGGAAAACCGUGGAGCAGUACCCGAGUUUGGCGUGGGAAGGGGAGCUGGUUAGUUUGUGUGAGAAGAUGUUUGGGGAUGUUUUGAGAGUAUAUCAUCCACUCAUCGACAACGGAGAGAGCGCCAGCACCUUCACAGUUUUAUGGGGAGAAUACCUCGGAACCUACACAGAAACCAUCUCGAACGUUGAAAAGGAAGUAGACAAGGCUGUCAAGGAGUUGACUGAGGAUCCAAAUAGUCGAAAAAAUUCCGGGACAUACUAUGGUGGCGCGGGCGCGGGAGGAAAUGUCAGAAGUGAGGCCCCGAGGUUGAUGAGGCCCUUGGGCCCUUGA
Sordaria macrospora k-hell is the source of this 672-nucleotide messenger RNA. RefSeq lists its product as uncharacterized. The record is from RefSeq and is a predicted model, not a curated record. Lineage: Eukaryota; Fungi; Ascomycota; Sordariomycetes; Sordariales; Sordariaceae.